GCUGCAAAAGCCCAAGUACGUCUGGGAUGUGCUCUCUGCCCGUGGAGAUGAGAAGCCCCAGCUAGAGAGCGGUCCUCGCAUCGCUACCAGGCCUUGCCUUCAUCGUCUUUGGCUCCUCUCUGGUACCCUUGCAGCAUUGGCAGCCUCCAAAGGCUUUAGGAUGCUGGGCCCGGCUGGGUUAGGCCUGCCCACGUGAGCGUUGCGCUGCUCCCGCUGCCGGCCCACCAUGCUGCGCUCCUGGCGCGUGAAGCUGAAGCUGCUGCUCGCCACGCUCACCCUGGCCGGUCUCCUCUCCUGGCUCUACCUCUUUGUGGGCAGUCUCGAAUAUGGCCGCUUCCUGCUGCUGCCGCCGUGCCUGGGCGAGCAGCCGAGCCGCGACGCGGAGCGCCAGGCGCUGGCAUCGCAGGUGCACACGGUGGAGCAGGAGAACCGGCAGCUCCGCCUGCAGCUCGGCCGGGCGCCGGCGGGAGCCCCCGCCGAGGACGACGGCCACCCCACAGCGCAGCGCAGCAACCACACAGCCUGCCCCAAGCAGCGGACGGUGCACAAGUGCGAGCUGCUGCACAUAGCAAUUGUGUGUGCUGGACACAAUGCCAGCCGGGAUGUGGUCACCCUGGUGAAGUCCAUCCUCUUCCACAGGAAAAAUCCUCUUCACUUUCACCUCAUCACGGACUCGGUGGCUCAGCAGAUCCUCCAGACACUCUUCCAGUCCUGGAUGGUGCCCUCCGUCCACGUCAGCUUCUACAAUGCCGAGGACUUGAAGCCAGAGGUGUCCUGGAUCCCCAACAAGCACUACUCGGGCAUCUACGGACUGAUGAAGCUGACGCUUGCCAAGGCUCUGCCCUCCAGCCUCUCCAAGGUCAUCGUCUUGGACACCGACAUCACCUUCGCCACUGACAUUGCAGAGCUCUGGGCCAUCUUCGGGAAGUUCUCUGACAAGCAGGUGAUUGGGCUGGUAGAGAACCAAAGCGACUGGUAUUUGGGCAAUCUCUGGAAGAACCACAAACCGUGGCCUGCUCUGGGACGUGGCUUCAACACGGGGGUGAUCCUGCUGCUGCUGGAGCGCCUGCGGCGCCUGGGCUGGGAGCAGACGUGGCGGCUGACCGCGGAGCGGGAGCUCAUGAACAUGCUGUCCACCUCGCUGGCCGAUCAGGACAUCUUCAAUGCGGUGAUCAAGCAGGACCCGGCCCUGGUGUACCGGCUGCCGUGCUUCUGGAACGUGCAGCUCUCCGAUCACACCCGCUCCGAGCAGUGCUACACCGAGGUCUCGGAUCUCAAGGUGAUCCACUGGAACUCGCCCAAGAAGCUGCGGGUGAAGAACAAGCACGUGGAGUUCUUCCGCAACCUCUACCUGACCUUCCUGGAGUAUGACGGGAACCUGCUGCGCAGGGAGCUCUUUGGCUGCGCCAGCCUCCCCAGCCCUCCGAGCAACCAGCUGCAGCAGGCGCUGGAGGAGUUGGAUGAGGACGAUCCCUGCUACGAUUUCCGCCGGCAGCACCUCACGCAGCACCGUGUCCACCUCUUCUUCCUGCAGUAUGAGUUCUCACCUCUUACUGAUCCCACCGAUGUCACCCUCGUGGCCCAGCUCUCCAUGGACAGGCUGCAGAUGCUGGAGGCCAUCUGCAAACACUGGGCGGGCCCCAUCAGCCUGGCGCUGUACAUGUCAGACGCGGAGGCGCAGCAGUUCCUGCGCUACGCGCAGGCCUCGGAGGUGCUCAGCGCCCGCCGCAACGUCGCCUACCACAUCGUCUACAAGGAGGGCCAGUUCUACCCCAUCAACCUCCUGCGCAACGUGGCCUUGGCCAACACACAGACACCCUAUGUCUUUCUGACCGACAUUGACUUCUUGCCUAUGUACGGCCUCUACGAUUACCUCAGGAACUCUAUCCAGCAGCUGGAGCUGCCCAACAGGAAGGCAGCUCUCGUUGUGCCAGCGUUUGAGACCCUGCACUACCGCCUGACCUUCCCCAAAUCCAAAGCAGAGCUGCUCUCCAUGCUGGACAUGGGCUCUCUCUACACAUUCAGGUAUCACGUGUGGCCCAAAGGCCAUGCCCCAACUGACUAUGCCAAGUGGCGGACGGCCACCGUGCCGUACCGCGUUGAGUGGCAGCCGGACUUCGAGCCUUACGUUGUAGUGAGGCGAGACUGCCCCAAGUACGACCAGAGGUUCGUGGGCUUUGGCUGGAACAAGGUGUCCCACAUCAUGGAGCUGGAUGCACAGGAGUACGAGCUGCUUGUCCUGCCCAAUGCCUUCAUGAUCCACAUGCCCCACGCACCCAGCUUCGACAUCUCCAAGUUCCGGCUGAGCGCGGGCUACCGGGGCUGCCUGCAGACGCUGCGGGAGGAGUUCCACCAGGACCUGUCGCGCAAGUAUGGCGCCGCCGCGCUCAAGUACCUCACGGCUGAGCGGGGCCUGUGACGGCGCGCACCGCAGCACCGCAGCACUGCAGCACCGCCGCCGCUGCAGCCCCGGCAGCCGCCAGAGCCCUGCUUGAGGAAACCGAGCGCCGGCCCAGCAGGGGGUGCCAGGGGUUGAGGCGGAAGAUGCCAGCCCUGAGAGAACGGGAGGAGGCCUGUGUGUCCAAGUGUCACAGCACGGUCAGGACUCCAUGUUACAGUGUGGGGGAACCGUCUCUCAAGUCAGGGACCAGGGCGGGAUUGGUUUCCAUCACCCCAUUGCCAGGGCCUGGGACAAGGCUAAUGUGCUGGUGCUGGAGCUCUUCUACAGGUUCCCUGCAAGGUUAUUUCCAGCCUCAGACAUCUCCCUAGUAGGAAGUUUGGGCUGAUGUGGAUUCACAGCCUCCUCUGGGUCACCUCUGCCUGGGGCCUGGCUCCUGCAGGCCCCUGGGAGCUGCCCUGUUCUCCCUGGCUCUGUCUCCUUGUGGUCCCUGUUCCCAGCUCUCGGCACGGAGCCUCUGGAGCUCGCUGAGUGGGAGAAGGGGAUGUAGAACAUCCCUUUGCAUCCUUCGUUGAGCAGGGUCAGACAAGAGGGAGGUAGGGCCAGAGACAACCGUGAGUUGUGGCCUCAUGGCUCAAGCCAGGACCAAGGUGAGCUGGUAAAUAGGAUGUUCCUCCUCCUUGCCCUGUGGAGACCAAGUCUCCCAGGUGACUGUUCCCAUCCUGGUGCCAUGAGUGUGGAGCUGGGCUAUCUCUGCCCCCAGUGCAGCUCCAGGACAGGCGUGCACCGGCCUGCCGUCCUGCCUGUGGCGGGCACUACCUGGGGGCCGAAAGUGCCCAGCACGGUAUGGCUGUGACCCAAGCGUGGCCACAGCAGUGCUCGUAGAGGCAGCGUGUCGGUCCUUGUCCUCACGGCACAGCACCAACAGAGGGUUAUACCGUGGGGCUUUGUGCAGGACACCAGCCAGCUGCUCGUCACCAUGGUCAGCUUUGGCACUGUGAAGUCACAGCUUUAUGUGAAGGAAAGCAGGGUGAUGUGUUGUUGGGAGGACUGACACCAAGUGCUAUCAUCCAUCCUUGCAGGCAUGGGUGGACUCUUGCAGGCAGAGCCCAGCUUUCCCCUGCUCGUGGCCGCACGGGCGCUGCUGCAGGCUGCAGCUGGGCUCAGCAGCUGGCCUUGCUAACACAGAGCCUUGGCCCCUGCUCUGCUGCAGAGCUGACCUUAAGUGACAUUUCAGUGCUGGUGACCACUGUGGGACAAACCACUGAGCCCCCCUGCAGCCACAGGUGUGGGUGAAACAGCACCUGGGUAGGCAGAGCCACUCCGUGCAUUCCCCAGAGCACCCGGAGCCUCCUUGGCUCUGGGCAAUGCCGAUGUUGCCACUGACAAUCAGGGCUGUGGGCAGUGCUGGGGGAGACUCUAGCUGAGCGCUGUGGCUGGAUCCCUGCGCUGGGAGCAGCCGGGCCAGGCACUGCUCCACAGCUCUCACAACACUGGAGCCCAGAGGACGCAUUGCUUUCCUCACGCUAUUUAAAUUAUUUAAUACCUUUCUCAUAAGAUGUAAAUGAUUAGAUUUUUUUUUUUCAAUCCUUUCUUCCUCCCUGAUGAUUGUGCUGGUGGCCCUGGAGGAGCUCCAGGCCAGUCGCUGCUGUAGUCGCCGCUGUUCUCUUCUUAGCGCUAUUC
Nothoprocta perdicaria is the source of this 4081-nucleotide messenger RNA. It is a transcript of the gene LARGE2, whose product is annotated as LARGE xylosyl- and glucuronyltransferase 2. The record is from RefSeq and is a predicted model, not a curated record. The transcript is spliced from 15 exons. Lineage: Eukaryota; Metazoa; Chordata; Aves; Tinamiformes; Tinamidae. Gene Ontology annotation, biological process: protein O-linked glycosylation via mannose. Bases 227 to 2419 code for a protein of 730 amino acids. Gene Ontology annotation, molecular function: glucuronosyltransferase activity; xylosyltransferase activity.